AUGACUUCUACGCUGAUGAAUAAUGGUAAAAGUAGCAGCACUUUACCAGAAUCAAUGGAGCGUAUGAUUACACCUCAUUAUGAGCAGAUCGUCAAUGAAAUUGAAAAUAUUUAUCAUCAUCCUGACACAGGACUUGUUACAAUUGCCCGAUGGCUUGGUCUAUCUAUCAUGGCACCAAAUAAGAAGAUCAGUAUUUUACUUAUUGGUAAUCAUAGUGCUGGAAAAUCAUCUCUUGUCAAUUGGUAUAUUGAAGAUAAUGUUCAACGUACUGGAGUAGCUAUUGAAACUCAAGGUAAAUCAAUUGGAAUAAAAGUAUCAGUUGUGAUAAUUACAUUUACAUUCACAGGUGUUUCUAUUAUUACAAGUGGUCUUCUUAACUAUUUAACUACGGAAAUAUCUUCAUCGAAACAAAAGAAGUUUCCACUUGUUUCAUUUAUUGAUACACCUGGUCUUGUUGAUGGUGCUAUGGCAUAUCCAUUCGAUGUUGAACAAGCAAUUCUUUGGCUUGGUGAUCAUGUUGAUCUUAUAUUUGUUUUAUUCGAUCCUAUUGGUCAAGCUUUAUGUAAACGAACAUUAACUCUUGUUGAACAAUUAAAUAAAUCCAAUCCAGAAAAGAUGCAUUAUUAUUUAGCUAAAGCUGAUGAAGCUGGUAGUGAUCGUGAUCGACAUCGCGUUCUUAUGCAAAUUGUACAAAAUUUAUGUCGACAACCAGAAAUUUCCAAAACGAAUUUUGAUAUGCCAACUAUUUAUUUACCUAAUUUGGCUAAAGAGACACGCUGUACAAAUCAAAUCCAUGAAGUUUGUACAACAAUCGAUCAUGCUGUAUUCAGUGGUGUUCAAAAAUCACUUAAUACGUUGCAUAACGAUUGUCAACGAUUGGAACAAUGUAUUAAUGAACGAUUAGUUUUACAUGAAAAAACUAAAGUCAAACAUCGAUCAUGGAAUAUUAAAUUAUCAAUUGUUCAAUUUAUUUCAUUAUUACUUGUUAUACUUUCAUUCAUAUUACUUUUAAGACGUUAUCUUGAAACGUCUCAUUUAAAAAUUCCAAUUCUAUUUCUUGAUGAGUCUUCAACAUCAUGGCAAAUCAAUUAUACUCUUAAUUCAAUUGAUGAUUUUCUUUUUUAUCCAGCUUAUCCAUUAUUAUUAAUAAUUAUAUUUAUUAAUGGACUUAUUUUUUUUAUUGGACGCUUUAUAAAAAACCGUCAAAAAGAUGUUCUCAAUGCUCGAGAAAAAAAAAUGUUUAUAGCAUUUAAACAUCAUCUUGAAACAAACGUCGGUGUUAAACAAAAAAAUCUUUAUGAAUCAUUCUUGGCUGAAGCAAUCGACUAA
Messenger RNA from Rotaria sp. Silwood1, 1329 nucleotides. NCBI's taxonomy places the organism in Eukaryota, Metazoa, Rotifera, Eurotatoria, Philodinida, Philodinidae. The record is from the annotation of a GenBank genome assembly.